AUGGACCCAGAAAAGACCUCCGGCGACGCCUCCCACAUCGAGGACGCCUCAUCCAACAGUAUCCACCAAGGCGAAUCCCUCGACUACCUCACCCCCAAAGAACAAAAACGACUCAUGAGACGCAUUGAUGCCCGUCUCGUCGUCACACUCGGCUGCCUCUAUUGUAUCAGCUUGCUGGAUAGAACCAACCUCGGGGCUGCCUCGGUUGCCGGGAUGCAGACGGACUUGGACAUGAAUGCCAAGAAUAAUGGAUACAGUAUUAGCUCGUUGGUGUUCUUCAUUACCUAUACGGUGUUCCAGGCGCCUGCCACGGUGAUUAUUCGGAAGUUGGGGCCGAGGUUGUUUCUUUCGGCCAUUGUUUUGCUGUGGGGGGUGGUUAUGAUUGGUUUCGGCAUGUCGCCUACUUGGCCGGUCUUGGCUGGGCUAAGGGUGAUUCUUGGUGCCCUAGAGGCGGGGUUUUAUCCGGGUUGCGUUUAUCUUCUGAGUACCUGGUACACGCGAUACGAGCUACAGAAGCGGAAUGCCCUGUUCUAUCUGAUUGGGAGCACGGCGUCUGGGUUUGGUGGCAUCCUGGCUUAUGGGUUGAUGCAAAUGAAUGGGAUUGCGGGAAGAGCCGGCUGGAGGUGGAUUUUCAUCAUUGAAGGGAUCCUGACAUGUGUCAUGGGAAUUGGAUCCUAUGCUAUCCUGGUUGACUUUCCUGAACAGUCGCCCAAGUCAUGGCACUUCCUGAAUGAGGCCGAGGCAGCCUUUGUGGUGGCUACCAUUGAGAAUGAUCGAUCGGAUGUUUACACAGAGCCAUUUACCUUGAAAGGCUAUCUCCGCAACGCAGGGGAUAGUAAGUUAUGGGCGUAUGCCGCCUUGUAUAUGCUAACCACCGCUAAUAGUUACUCGAUUGCGUACUUUCUUCCGAUCAUUUUGGAAGAUAGUAUGGGGUUCUCGGUAGCAAAGGCCCAAUGUCUUGUGGCACCUCCAUAUGUUGCUGCUGCAGUUGUGAUGUAUGUGGAGGCAAUUUACGCGGACAAAUGGCACCUGCGAGGACCCAUUAUUGCGGCAAAUGCCGCGAUGGGGCUGCUUGGAUUGGCUCUUUUGGGCUAUCUCAGUGAAUCGGGACCACGCUACUUUGGCGUUUUUCUGGCUACUAUCGCUGCCAACGCGAAUUGUCCGGCUUUGGUAUCAUGGCAAAGUAAUAACGUUCGUGGGCAAUGGAAACGUGCCUUCACAUCCGCUACAUUGAUCGGCGGUGGUAGCAUUGGAGGAAUCAUCGGGACGACAGUCUUCAGGGCGCAGGAUGCCCCCAAUUACCGGCCCGGAUUGUUGACGACUAUGAUAGCUAAUGCCCUGAUUAUAUUGAUUGUUGGGGGGCUUAUCUGGAAGUUUCAGAAGGCGAACAAGCGGGUUGAUAACGGAGGAAAGCCUAUUGAAGGGUUGGCGGGUUUCAAGUAUACGCUCUAG
Molecule: messenger RNA, 1452 nt
Organism: Aspergillus sclerotioniger CBS 115572
Lineage: Eukaryota; Fungi; Ascomycota; Eurotiomycetes; Eurotiales; Aspergillaceae
Product: phthalate transporter
Exons: 6
Coding region: 1-1452 (483 amino acids)
Biological process (GO): transmembrane transport
Cellular component (GO): membrane
Molecular function (GO): transmembrane transporter activity
Source: RefSeq, a predicted model, not a curated record